AGAUGAAAUAUCACAUUGACAUAAGUAUUCAGACCCUUUGCUAUGACACUUGAAAUUUAGCUCAGGUGCAUCACAUUUCUCUGGAUCAUCUUUGAGAUGUUUCUACACUUUGAUUGGAGUCCACCUGUGGCAAAUUCAAUUGAUUGGACAUGAUUUGGAAAGGCACACACCUGUCUAUAUAAGGUCUCACAGCUGAAAAUGCAUAUCAGAGCAAAAACCAAGCCAUGACGUCAAAGGAACUGCUUGCAGAGCUCAGAGGCAGGAUUGUGUCGAGGCACAGAUCUAAGGAAGGCUACAAAAAAUUUCGGCUGCACUGAAGGUUCCCAAGAGCACAGUGGCCUCCAUAAUUAUUAAAUGGAAGAUGUUUGGAACAACCAGGACUCUUCCUAGAGCUGGCCGCUGGGCCAAACUGAGCAAUCGGGGGAGAAAGGCCUUGGUAAGAGAGGUGACCAAGAACACGAUGGUCACUCUGGUUGAGCUCCAGAGAUCAUGUGUGGAGAUGGGAGAAACUUGCAGAAGGAGAACCAUCACUGCAACACUCCAGUGAUCUGGGCUUUAUGGCAGAGUGGCCAGACGGAAGCCUCUCCUCAGUGAAAGACACAUAAAAAAGCACCUAAAUGACUCUCAGACUGUGAGAAACAAGAUUCUCCGGUCUGAUGAAAUGAAGAUUGAACUGUUUGGCCUCAGCUCCAAGUGUCACGUCUGGAGGAAACCAGGCACCACUCAUCACCUGUGCAAUAUCAUCCCAGUGGUGAAGUGUGGUGGUAGCAUAAUUUUUUUUUAAAGCAUGAGAAUAAAAUGAAGGGGUCUGAAUAAAUUCUGAAUGCACUGUAACUUAUCAGAAUCAGAAUCAGAAUCAGAAUGAGCUUUAUUGCCAAGUAUGCUUACACAUACAAGGAAUUUGACUUGGUGACAGGAGCUUUCAGUGUACAACAAUACAAAAACAAUACAAAAACAGCAGCAAGACAUAGAUAAUAAUAAUUAAAAAAAAUUAUACACAUACGUACAGACACACAUUCAUACAUACACAUACACAUGGGUAGUGCAAAUCUAAUACAAUCUGUUAUGUACAGUGUAAAUACAAAUCUGUUAUGUACAGUGCAAAUGUUUUUUUUGUUUGUUUUUUUUUUUCAGAGGAAUGAAAUGGCAGAAGAGGUUGGAUGUGUUGGAUAAAUAUAAGAAAGACUAAACUGUGUAUUGCACAUAGUUAUUGCUCAAUGGGGCAAUUUAAAUGUGUUCAUGAGAUGGAUAGCCUGAGGGAAAAAACUGUUCCUGUGCCUGACGGUUCUUGUGCUCAGAGCUCUGAAGCGUCGGCCAGAAGGCAACAGUUCAAAAAGGUAGUGGGCAGGUUCAUGCCACACAGAGCACAUGCCUUGAGUGCGGACUGCAUGACACCUCAUGGUACCAUCUUACACCAGACACUGGACUUCGAUGAGUUCAUCCCACCCAUCCCUCCUCCCCCUUACUACCCACCAGAAUACACCUGCACACCUGUGAUGGAAGGCCAGAGAGGGUUGCAUCUGGAUUUUCCACACUCUCCAUUCAAUGCUAUUUAUGGAGUACCCAUUAACAGCCCUGGGGCUCUGUAUCCAUCCGAGCUGCCACCACCAUAUGAAUCUGUGGUGGGACAAACACCUGCCAGUCAGAUCACCACCAGUCUUGAGCAACAGGUCACUGAGUCCAGUCUGUGUGAAAGGAACACCACAACUGGCCUUAGCACUCAGGACUCAGUUGAUAGUGCUUCCCUUAUGGUGACAGAGACGGCAGACAUCCCUGAUCACAGCUGUUCCUCUGAAGACCUGUGCUCUCUAGAGGUACAGGGCUCUGAUUCUUCUCCUUAUGGCACUUUGCGCAUGGCACCGACUAAUGGCAGCUGCACAAGCCUGGAACACAGCACCCACUCUUCCCUGAGGUGGCAGGCCUGUGCCCGGCUCAACCACAGUGAGUCCUCUGUCACGCAGGAAUCUAAGCCCCAUUCGCUGGAGAUGUCACCGGAGUCAGUCAAUGCUGUCGAGAAGGAGGAGAGUACAGCUGUUUUACCCAAGUCUUGCACACAGCAAAGAGAAAGAACCAAUCGGAAGCCGACCCUCCCUUUUCCUCCGAACACUCCAUCCCAAUGUGCUUCCAGCUCUACUGUGACAUCCACUGCAGGUGCAGCUUCGGUCCUUACCUCCUAUGCCUGCACCUCCCCGUCACCCACCGGUCAGGUGCGGGGAACCCGGCUCUGCUUCAGCAUCUGGUCCCCAUCCUCCUCUUCCUCAGUGGCUCAUCAGCCCCAUGCUACCUCUGCCCUCGUCAGCGGCAGCAUCCGCGAGCAUCCUCGCACUCUCCGUGCCACCAGAGGGUACCGAAAAUUGGCGAGGAUUGUGCGUUCCUCUAGUGAACCUAUAUCCUGUACUUUCAUAUCUAGAAGUGAACACUGUGCUCCAGCUUCUAACCAUCCACCUCAGGACUCCCCGCAGACCCCCUGUGAUCAAGCAUGUAUGGAGCUCUCUGAGAGUGUCCGACAGCCUUCUGCCAAACACAGCAGCCUAGGGGGCAAGAAACAGAAGGACGGUGGAAAGGUUGACAUCCGACUCAAACCUCACUCAGUAUCUACAGAACGCCCGCACUCUCUCGCAGACCUCAAAACCUACAAAGACACCAAAGUACUGGUGGCUAAAUUCCUGGAGCACUCUAGCUGCAGUCUACCUCCAGAGGUCCAGCAGGUGGUCAACACCAUUAAAUGUGUCAUUAAGUCUGAUGAGAAACACAUGGAGGAGGCCAUAUUCAGUGCCAACAUAAUUGAUCAGUUGAUGACACAAUCACAGAAGAUCAUGGGCAGCCCAAGGAAAGAUGCGCACGAAGACCUGCACUUACAGAGCUGUGGAGCUUUGAGCUCCCCAUCCUCAUCCCUGCGCCGUCCUCCACGAGGAUCCGGUCAGACAGAAGCCUCUGGUACCCUGGAUCAGCAAUUUCCUCAUCAUCCUCAAGGCCUCAUCAGUAUAUGCAGAGAAACUACACUCUGACACUCUGGACCACAACACUUUUUUCCUCAUAAUCCUCUCAAUAUGUGCCAAGUCCAAGCCCUAACUCUCAUCAGCAAAAACAGUGAGUUAAUGUGGAGAUGAUGCUCCUCAUGUUUAAAAAAAAAGAUACUCAUAAAAGAAUAAAGAAACACCAGAAUGUUUAACUGCAGGGUUAUAUAAUUUUAUUGUAUUGUCAAAAUAAAGGUAAAAUAUUUGUUUAAAUGUUCAGUUUGCUACUGUGCUGAAUAGGAGAGUGGGUCUAUAAUUGACCAUAGAAGGAAAGGAGAUGGAUUUACCUCUUUGUGAAACUGUUUAUUUGAUGAGACAACAUGAUACAAAACUCCUACGGACAUUGUGUGAAAUAUUGGACAUAUUUGGUCAUUAUGUGCCACUGCAGGACAGAAAACUCAAUUAUCAACAUACCUCAGUGUGUAAUUAUUGUUUUCAGUGUUGCAUAAUAAAAAUGUGUCUGUUUGUAUUUUCUCUAUAGAUCAUUUUAUUAUCCCUAUUUGCAUAUUAUUUGGUUAGGAAAACAUUAUGUAUACGAGGCUUCGAGUAACCAUGAGCU
Molecule: messenger RNA, 3576 nt
Organism: Myxocyprinus asiaticus (Chinese sucker)
Lineage: Eukaryota; Metazoa; Chordata; Actinopteri; Cypriniformes; Catostomidae
Product: protein ENTREP2-like
Exons: 8
Coding region: 1161-3008 (615 amino acids)
Cellular component (GO): membrane
Source: RefSeq, a predicted model, not a curated record